This is a messenger RNA of Cucurbita moschata (crookneck pumpkin), 2892 nucleotides long. RefSeq names its product trichohyalin-like. The record is from RefSeq and is a predicted model, not a curated record. The transcript has a single exon. Lineage: Eukaryota; Viridiplantae; Streptophyta; Magnoliopsida; Cucurbitales; Cucurbitaceae. Bases 109 to 2685 code for a protein of 858 amino acids.
GAGUGGAGAGACUUAAUCUAAGCGAAUAAUUCAGUUCCGUUGUGUCAGAGUGUAUUGACCUCGAGUCUCGAGUUGAUCGGAAUUUACCUCUUUUCUAGAUCAAUUCCCAUGGCGAUUCCCGCUCUUUCUCCUCUGCAUCCUCAUGCCGAACACCAAGAAGAAGAAGAUCCAAUGUCUCCUGCUCAAAACCCUAAUUCCACGGACUUGCAACAACCGGAAGAAGGAGGAGAAGGAGCGGUAGAAGAAGAACAGAGGCAGUCCGAUCCGCCUCAAACUUCUGAAACCCUAACCCUAGAAUUGUCCGAUCCACAACAGAACUCCCCUCAGGCAGACCCGCAAGAUUCGGAGCUCCAACCCAAUGAAAAUUUCAUCAAUGAUCAUGAUCCUAGCGACCAAGGUGAGUCUACUGCGCUCUCUCCUCGAAUCGCGGAUGUCAACGCGUUUGUUUCUUCUUCUGCUGCUUCUCGACGGGCUCCGAAGCGGAAGAAGUCUUGGAUGAAACGAAGAUUCUUUCAGGAGAAAUCUCAGAAGAAGCUCGAGAUUCUGGUUGAUACUUUUAAACCUAUUCCCUUCGUGCCUGCUAAAAAUCUGGAUUUCUCGAGUCACGAGAGGCUUUUGAAGCGAUUGGGCUUGUGGGAUUUCGUUCAUACUAAAUUUGAUAGGUCUCUGCGAUAUGACCUUCUUUUGCAAUUAGUUGCGAAUUUUAGCAACAACCAGAGGUGUAGUUAUGUCAAUGGAAAUAGAAUCAGGGUCAAUCGGGCUGAUUUGGCUCGUGCCUUGGGGUUGCCGGUGAAGAAAGCGGCGGUACUAGAGGAUGGUGAGGAAGAUCCCAUAGCAUCAGAGGAAUCGAUCGCUUUUAUUGAGGAUUUUGUGUCCAACUGGUUACUCUUACACGAAGAUACGUGGAUGAUGCCCAAUGAGAUAAUGAAUUGGACAAAGGCCAUCAAGGAUGGGAGCUUUGAGCGGGUUGAUUGGGCUGGUUUGAUUUGGUUUAUGGUGGAGAAGGAGUUGAUGCAAUCUCCGCAAUUGGUGAAUUGUUACUAUGCUUCACAUUUGCAGUGUCUGAUCCGAGCACAACGGGAGGAUUUAUUGAAGGAAGAAGCGCCUAAGGUAGAAGAGGUCGAACACAAGGAGGAGGUGGAACAGGAACCUGAGCAGGAGCAGGAGCAGGAGCAAGAGCAAGAGCAAGAGCAUGAGCAUGAGCAAGAGCAAGAGCAAGAGCAAGAGCUAGAGCAAGAGCAAGAGCAAGAGCAAGAGCAUGAGCAUGAGCAUGAGCAUGAGCAUGAGCACGAGCACGAGCAUGAGCGAGAGCAAGAACAAGAGCAAGAGCAAGAACAAGAACAGGACAAAGAACAGGAUGAUGAAGAUGGGGCUUGUAAUGACAGUCUAAAGAUAGUGGGGAAUGAUGACUCUAUGUCUAAGAAAUUGGAGGAACAAAAUAUUGAAUUGUGCCUUGGGCAGGACAAUGUCGAGAAAGUCGAUAUUCAAAAGGAGAAGGAUAAUAUUGGGGAUAUGAUGGAUUUAGUGGAAAGCAAAGAAGAAGAAGAAGAAGAAGAAGAAGAACAGCAACAACAACAAGGUCAAUGGCUUUUUGAUCGAAAAGGUAGCACCCCGGAGCUUCUGUUCAGGAGGUGUAAUACGAAUGAAUUCAAGGAAUUUGAUUUUGGGGAUGAUAAGAAAGCAGAAUUAGAAGAAGGGGAUGGUCAAGGAAAAGAAGAGGAGGAGGAAGUGGAGGAAGAAGAAGAAGAGGAGGAGGAAGUGGAGGAAGAAGAAGAAGAGGAGGAGGAAGAUCAGGAAGGCGAGUUCCGCCUGUUACCAAGGAGCAAUCCAAUUGAUGGAUUUCCUUCAAGCCAUUUUAUUCAAGAAAUGGAGACAGAGCCAAUUAAUUUUAACUCAGAAUUUGAAUUGCGUGAUCAUUCACCUGUUGAAUUUCUUCCACCCAGAGAUGAUAGCAGAAUGAGUUCUGGUGGAUGCAUGCCUUUUGUUAAUAGCAACAAGAGAGUGAUUGACCCCGAUAUUGACAACCCAGCUCAGUCCCUUAAUGGCGGGAACAAGAGGUUAAGGAGCGAAGGUCCUCUUGACUAUGACAAGUGUAUGGAUAACGUACAACAGUGGCUCGAUAAAGCCAGGAUAAUGUACGCAGAGAAAGAACAGGUUCAUCAGCAGGCCACAAUGAAUCAGCAAUACUUGCUUCACGAGCUGCAGCAGAGAGAGACCUUCAUUGAACAUUUGAGAAAGACAAAGUUUGAGGAGCAACAGAAGAUGCAGUCUGAUAUUUACCGACUUGAGCGCGAGCUCUAUGUGAUGGGAAAUCUACUGGACGGCUACAGAAAGGCAAUGAGGGAAACACACAAAGCAUUUGCAGAGUAUAGAUCCCGGUGCCCGCAACCUGAUGAACCACUCUACAAAGAUGUUGCUGGUUCUGGUGGUCUUGUUCUGAGCACCAUGGAACUGGAAAGGAUCCGUUUGAAGCAGGCAGAGGAAGAUAGACUAAACCGCUUAGUUAUUGAAAAGAAGUUCAAAGCCUUGGAAGAUAAGUUCGUUGAUGUAUUUCAUGCUCAUCUGCAGCAGGUUAGUUCAUUGGAUAGUAGGCUGCUAGAUUUUGGAAAUGAAGUGAAAACGCUGAGGGAAUCAUUCGCAAAUAGGAAAGCUCCAGAAACUUCAGAACCCGUUUCAAAUGAAUGAUGCAGUCCCCGGAACGCACUGUGUAUAGUUAACUUUGAAUCAUGACUAGCUUGCUUCAAAUGGUAUUUUUUUUUUUAGUUUUGUGUCUCUGUUUGUGUAGAUUCGAACAGGAAAUUUAGUUCUUUCCAAUUUUAUCGGCAGAUUACGGUUAAUGUUAGAAGUUACUAUUCUUAUCAACAUAUGAGGAGCUUUGAAAGCUUUCAUUCA